AUGUCAAGAUCCAUCCAGACUGUCUCACAAGCCAGAGACAUCUGUGGUGCACAGCAUGCCCAGGACAUUUGUGGUGCGCGGCACACCAAAGGCAUUUGUGGUGUGCAGUACGUCAAGGACAUUUUGUGGUGCGCGGCACGCCAAAGACAUGCAUGGUGCGCGGCACGCCAAGGACCUUUGUGGUGUAUCACCAGUAGCAGACCAUGGUCUGCCAGGCAUCUCGUGGUAUUGAUGUAA
This is a messenger RNA of Ceraceosorus bombacis, 237 nucleotides long. NCBI's taxonomy places the organism in Eukaryota, Fungi, Basidiomycota, Exobasidiomycetes, Ceraceosorales, Ceraceosoraceae. The record is from the annotation of a GenBank genome assembly.